AUGUUGGGGGAGAUCCUUAGCGUUCAGCCAGGGGAGUUGAAAUUUCCAUUUGAGCUCCGGAAACAAGUCUCAACGUCUCUCCGACUGGUGAACGUCACUUCGGAAUAUGUCGCCUUCAAGGUUAAGACGACAUCUCCAAAGAAGUACUGCGUGCGGCCUAACACGGGUCUGGUCCCCCCUCAAAGUAGCGCCGAGGUUGUGGUGACGAUGCAAGCGCAGAAGGAGAUGCCGGCGGAUCUGCAAUGCAAGGACAAGUUCCUCGUCCAGAGCGUGCUCGUGCCGGGGGGAGCUCCCAAGGAAACCACGCAAGACUUCUUUAACAAGGAGAACGGCCGGGAGGUUCACGAGGUGAAAUUGCGGGUGAUCUACGUGGCGCCACCUCAGCCGCCGUCUCCGGUGGCUGAGUCAGCAGAGGAGGGUGUCAUUUCGCCCAGCCCCUUCCCCACCAGCACCAAGGGCCUCACCCCCGCUGAUCCUAGUGCAAAGGACGUGGUGGAGCUCAAGGCAAAGCUUACAGAGGCCAAGUCUGCUCUUGCUCAAGCCACGGACGAUCGCAACAAUGCAGUGCGGGAGGUGCAACGCCUCAAGAGCAACUUGUCUGGGCAGGGUCAGGGAAAGCAGGGUGGGGGAGGGUUCUCCUUUAUGACGCUGCUUGUAGUUGCACUCAUCUUCUUCCUCCUCGGAUUUCUUGGAGCCAAGGGCAUUCUGCCGCUGCCCGGCCUCUCCCCUGCUGGCUCAGCAGGCGAGCUAUGA
Closterium sp. Naga37s-1 is the source of this 753-nucleotide messenger RNA. The record is from the annotation of a GenBank genome assembly. NCBI's taxonomy places the organism in Eukaryota, Viridiplantae, Streptophyta, Zygnematophyceae, Desmidiales, Closteriaceae.